AGGCAGGUCAUGGAUUGCUACAGGAAAUAUGCAGCUGUCAUGUUGACCAUUUUCUCUGUCUUUCUACAUCUCCUUCAUGCGUUCCCCGACGGAGAGUUCCUCAUGCAGGGUUGCCCAGAGUGCAAGCUAGGGGAGAACAGAUUCUUUUCCAAACCAGGAGCUCCCAUCUACCAGUGCACUGGGUGCUGUUUCUCCCGUGCCUAUCCCACCCCGAUGAGGUCCAAGAAGACCAUGCUCGUUCCAAAGAACAUUACCUCAGAAGCAACGUGCUGUGUAGCAAAGGCUUUUACCAAGAUUACCCUGAAGGACAACGUGAAGAUAGAGAAUCACACAGAUUGUCACUGCAGCACCUGCUACUACCACAAAUCCUAAAGCCUUUGCUAAUGGCCAAGGACAACAGUGAAUGGAGUGUUUGUUUUUCAGCUCUUUUAGCAUCACUGUGUAGAACCUUCUGCUUUCUGGUCAGGACACUGGGUAGACCUUUGGAUAAGAUAAAUGGCUGUUUUAUUUCCUCUUUGCUUCUUCAUGCACUUAAGUCAGUUUAAUUAUUUCCAUUAGGGCUAAAAUAGAGCACUUGCAUGACAACCAAAUGCUUGGUCUGGUUUGAAAAUAAACUGGCAGUUAAAUCAUCAGUGUCUAGUGAGGACAAAUGGUGAUUCAAUAGCUUAAAACAAACAGCAAAGAAAAGAUUCUGCUGCAAUUAA
Acanthisitta chloris (rifleman) is the source of this 704-nucleotide messenger RNA. It is a transcript of the gene CGA, whose product is annotated as glycoprotein hormones, alpha polypeptide. Gene Ontology annotation, molecular function: follicle-stimulating hormone activity. The transcript has 3 exons. Gene Ontology annotation, cellular component: follicle-stimulating hormone complex; extracellular region. The record is from RefSeq and is a predicted model, not a curated record. Lineage: Eukaryota; Metazoa; Chordata; Aves; Passeriformes; Acanthisittidae. The coding region runs from base 10 to 372 and encodes 120 amino acids. Gene Ontology annotation, biological process: positive regulation of steroid biosynthetic process; thyroid hormone generation.